AUGGUUUCUGAGACCUUUCGUGAAAUCUUUACUGGGCCGACAUCUUUAUACCAUUGGCUUAACAAAAAAAGAUCUUCAGACCCUAUUAUUGUAAAAAGUAAGGAGGCCCCUGAUCAGUCAACAACAACAAUUUACAUCUUCCAUGCUAGUGGUACUGAAUUGUCCCAAAAAGUUGUGGGAUCUAGAUGUGCAUGGUGUGUUACUUUACAAAGAAAACAAACAACCAGUUGUGAAAUUGCUGUACAUAUAAAUGAUGAACACUCUAAUCAUGAAUUUUUUGAGUUUAAAGCUGAUGGAACUCGCUUUCCAAAAUCAUUUGCUAUUCCAGAAAAGAGUAUUUUGCCAUCACCAUUGUCUUCAAAAAAAUUUACUUCAGGAACUUUUGUAAACUCUCGUUCAUUUAUUCCAUUCACUGCAAAUUCUGAUAUAAUUGCUGAAAAUAAUACUUGUGAACAUUGGAUUCAACAACAAAAUGACGAGGAAAUAGAUGCAACAAAAGGUAUUGUGGAUGGAGCAAAACUUUUAAUGAAAUUGUGGAAUAGAUCCAUGGAACAAAAAAGAUCUCUUUCUGAUUCUAGUUUUCCAGACCUUUGUAUAAAAUUUGCAUCUAAACAUGCAGAACAAAUUGUAAAACUUGAACUAAGACAAAUUUUUGUAAGACAACUGCUUAAUUUCUGUGAUGAUGAAAUUAUUGAAAAAGAUUGCCUAGUUAAUUGUUUAAAGAUUGUUGAUGAUUAUGUUGUAGAAAAUUAG
Messenger RNA from Entrophospora candida, 753 nucleotides. The record is from the annotation of a GenBank genome assembly. NCBI's taxonomy places the organism in Eukaryota, Fungi, Glomeromycota, Glomeromycetes, Entrophosporales, Entrophosporaceae.